Apaloderma vittatum (bar-tailed trogon) is the source of this 942-nucleotide messenger RNA. Its product is annotated as olfactory receptor 14J1-like. Gene Ontology annotation, molecular function: G protein-coupled receptor activity; olfactory receptor activity. Gene Ontology annotation, cellular component: membrane. The transcript has a single exon. Gene Ontology annotation, biological process: G protein-coupled receptor signaling pathway. Bases 1 to 942 code for a protein of 313 amino acids. Lineage: Eukaryota; Metazoa; Chordata; Aves; Trogoniformes; Trogonidae. The record is from RefSeq and is a predicted model, not a curated record.
AUGUCCAACAGCAUCUCCACCAGCCAGUUUCUCCUCCUGCCAUUCACAGACACAUGGCAGCUGCAGCUCUUGCACUUCUGGCUCUUCCUGGGCAUCUACCUGGCUGCCCUCCUGGGCAACGGCCUCAUCAUCACCACCAUCGCCUGGGACCACCACCUCCACACCCCCAUGUACUUCUUCCUCCUCAACCUCUCUGUUCUCGACCUGGGCUCCAUCUCCACCACUGUCCCCAAAGCCAUGGCCAAUUCCCUCACGGACAACAGGAGCAUCUCCUACCUAGGAUGUGCUACCCAGCUCUUUUUCUUUGCCUUCAUGCUUGGAGCAGAGAUUUGUCUCCUCACCAUCAUGGCCUAUGACCGCUACGUGGCCAUCUGCCAACCCCUGCACUACGGGACCCUCCUGGGCAGCAGAACUUGUGCCCACAUGGCAGCAGCUGCCUGGGUCAGUGGGUUUCUCAAUGCUCUCCUGCACAUGGCCAGUACAUUUUCAGUGCCCCUGUGCCAGGGCAAUGCUGUGGGACAGUUCUUUUGUGAAAUCCCACACAUCCUCAAGCUCUUCUGCUCACACUUACACUACCUCAGGGAAGUUGGGCUUGUUGUGGUUAGUACUUUUCCAUUUUUGGGAUGUUUUGUUUUCAUACUGUUGUCCUAUGUUGUGAUCUUCAGGGCCAUGCUGAGGAUCUCCUCACAGCAGGGACGGCACAAAGCCUUCUCCACGUGCCUCCCUCACCUGGCUGUGGUCUCCCUGUUUGUGACCACUGGCACCUUUGCCUACCUGAAGCCCCCCUCCAUCUCUUCCCCAUCCCUGGACCUGGUGGUAUCAGUUCUAUACUCAGUGGUGCCUCCAGCAGUGAACCCCCUCAUCUAUAGCCUGAGGAACCAGGAGCACAAGGAUGCCCUCAGGAAAAUGAUCACCACGUAUUUUUCUAAUGCAAUAGCCUGA